Beta vulgaris subsp. vulgaris (sugar beet) is the source of this 483-nucleotide messenger RNA. RefSeq lists its product as uncharacterized. Lineage: Eukaryota; Viridiplantae; Streptophyta; Magnoliopsida; Caryophyllales; Amaranthaceae. Gene Ontology annotation, biological process: DNA repair; telomere maintenance. Gene Ontology annotation, molecular function: DNA helicase activity. Bases 1 to 483 code for a protein of 160 amino acids. The transcript has a single exon. The record is from RefSeq and is a predicted model, not a curated record.
AUGGUGUUUGGUGGUGAUCUAAGGCAGAUAUUACCAGUUGUACCAAAGGGAACGAGGCAAGAUAUCGUGUUUGCUACCGUUAAUUCGUCUUACUUGUGGGAUUCCUGUAAGGUUCUAACACUUACUCGCAAUAUGAGACUAAAAUCAGGUUCUUCGAAAUCUUCUGCUGAUGAAAUGCGAGAAUUUUCAGAGUGGAUAUUAAGUGUAGGAGACAGAAAGGCUGGAGGUCCUAAUGAUGGCGAAGCCAUAAUUAAGUUUGCAAAAGAUAUUCUUAUAGAUCCAGGUUUCGAUCCAAUUUCAACAAUUGUUGAUAGCACUUAUCCAAACCUACAUGAUCAUAUUUGGGAAGCUAAAUUCUUCCAGGAAAAAGCAAUUUUGGCGCUAAGAAAUGAAAUAGUGGAGAUAGUCAAUGAUCAUGUUCUAUCUACCAUUCAUGGAGAAGAGAAAGUGUAUUUAAGUUCGGACGCUAUAAGCAAAGAAUAG